Molecule: messenger RNA, 2034 nt
Organism: Bolinopsis microptera
Lineage: Eukaryota; Metazoa; Ctenophora; Tentaculata; Lobata; Bolinopsidae
Product: ubiquitin carboxyl-terminal hydrolase 30-like
Exons: 3
Coding region: 57-1583 (508 amino acids)
Biological process (GO): protein deubiquitination
Cellular component (GO): cytosol; nucleus
Molecular function (GO): cysteine-type deubiquitinase activity
Source: RefSeq, a predicted model, not a curated record
AGGAUGUUAGUAACCUGGUGACUGUAGCUCUCCAUCAGUAAGAUACACUGACCAGAAUGUUGCAGGACCUAGUAAAGCAGCAUCUCUCCAGUGUCAUUAUCACUGGAGCUGUUGCUGCUAUAUCUGCUUACGUGCUGUGGGGAGGCGAGACUAAGAGCUGGAAAAAAGGGAGGCUGCGUCCGUCGCUAGAAAACCUGGGAAACACAUGUUUCCUGAACUGUGUAACACAAGCACUCUCCUCCGUGGACAGUUUCUACGACUGGAUACAAGAGAUCCUGCUGGCCCAGCACAGAGAGAGUGAAGUGCAGCAUGUGCAGCAUGUGCAGGAUGUGCAGCAUGUUGAGAGUGUACCGCCGCGCUCUGAGGUGGAGAUAUCGGAGGAGUUAAGGAAGUCAGCUCCCAUGAUCUCAGCUUUGUACGAGGUGCUGACUACACUGCAGUUAUCUACUGAUGGUUCACAGAGUACCUCUCUUGGCAAGGUGCACAGAGCUAUGACAGAGCACGGUUGGGAUACACUAUUCACACAAGAAGACGCCUAUGAAGCUUUCCAAGUCCUGAUCACAUCCAUUGAGCGCGAAGCACAUAUGCUCCUCGAGUCCGACACCAACCGUCAACUAACCGCACCCGUACAAGGGAAAUUCCUCAUCUCCUUGGAAUGCACGGAAUGCCACACAGAGAGCUCCAAGAAGAUUGAACCCUUUGAUAACAUAACCCUGCACCUGUCCCGGAAACAGAACAUUAGCCUGAUGAACCUGUCGUUUAACAGUCUGCGCGACAUGCUCCACACUUACUUCUCCCCCGAAACCCUGUCUGAUGUGGAAUGUGAGGCAUGCUCUGAGAAGCUGGCUAUCACUACUGCCUGCGACUUUAAGAAGCAGGUGAAAAUAGCUAAAGCUCCCAAGUGUUUGUGUAUUCAGAUCAAUAGAACAGAGUACGAGAACGGGUCCAUGACUAAAAACAACCAGCAUGUAUCAUUUCCUAUCGGCUCAAUGGACCUGACAUUGUUCGCAUACCAAGCAUUGCUGUUUGAUAACGAGAAUGAAGUAAUAGAGCAGGAACCAGCUGUAAGUAGACCAGUAGACGGGUACGAGGUAGUGCGCACUUACAACAUCAAGGACAAAUCCCCACCCAUGAUGGAAGGCCUGAACUACACGUUGAAGUCUGUUAUAGUGCACCAUGGGACUGCUAACUCAGGUCACUAUGUCACGUACAGGAGGCUGAGCAACAGCACGUGGCUUUACGCGUCUGAUGAUGUGGUGCGGUUAGUUACGCGCGACGAGCUCGAGCGGCAACAGAUUUACCUGCUCUUCUACGAGCGCGUGUCAAUGCCUGAGAUACUGACUGAAAGUGCAUCACGACGGGAGGUAAUUACUCCGGUAACAAUGCCUAAGGAUGAUAUCCUGCCUCUAAAAGAAGACAAUAUGUCUGAUAUUUCUCAAGAUAACGUCUCAGAAACUAUGUCGUUAGAGCAUGUGCCUCGAGAUAACAUGUCACCCCCGCUUAUUGUGAGUGAGCCAACUAGCCCGGGUGUAAUGGUUACACCCCCCUCAUUCGACCUAGAUAUCAACCAACUUGAUUCUUAGUUGGUACCUUGAAACUGAGUUUAUCUUGUAGGAGUGACAAAUGGGAGUGUCCUUUUCAGUCACUCAUAGUUGAGUUUUCAGCGUUUAUAUAUGAAAUAUUCUAUGAGAUAUUUUACAUUAUGAAAUAAAGUAACUUUAAAAAAGUUUGUUUUGAGCAGCAUGUUUGAAGGGAAAGAAAAGUUAACAGUAAUGUGAUCAAAAUCACACGUUACUUUUCUUCAGAUUGAUCAGGUCUAUUUUGAGACCUUAUCGAUGGAUGAUCAUGAAAUAAGAAUUAUUUUUAUCCAGCUACUUUAUGAUUUGAUAACGUCUUAAUGAGAAUUUUUUUAAUUUUCUGUGCGUAAGAAUUUUUCCACCAUGAAAAAAAUGUAUUUGUGAAUUGUUUUACUAUAUUAUUAUAAUAUGUGUAUCAAAUAUGAAUCUUCUUUCGGGUCAACCGGUUUGUACCAAA